Messenger RNA from Triticum urartu, 2529 nucleotides. The record is from RefSeq and is a predicted model, not a curated record. NCBI's taxonomy places the organism in Eukaryota, Viridiplantae, Streptophyta, Magnoliopsida, Poales, Poaceae.
GCUGGCCCGCCACUUGCCAGGAAGAUCGAUCAGCCGCGCGCGCGUAUAUAUAGUACAUGAGCUCGCUGCGAUGAACAUCAUAUUCAAAGCUGAUAUCAUUGCCACUUUCAGGAGAGUGCUCUGUCGAGGUUCAUGGCGUCCAUGGAGAACAUCCAUGUCCGGACGGACGGCGAGCCGGGGUGCGCUCUGCCGCCGGAAGCACACGCUUUCUCGGGGGAUAUCGGCGGCGGUACGACGAUCGAGACGCCUUUCUCUGUGUCGUUGAGCGUUCCGGCCUCACCGAUGGAGACGAAGAUCGGUGUCCACCACCCCGCCAUGCCCCUGAGGCAAGCCCGUCAACACUCGCUGCCGUCCCCGGUAGUCAGAGGUAAUGCCGACGCGCCGGCCGUGCCGCGGAGCGACACCAUGCGGAAGCGGGACCGGCGAUUCGACCGCUUAAGGACCUUCUCCGGCCGCCUCGACCGCCAGCUCUCCACCCUCCGCGGCUUGUCACAGGAACUGCCGGCUGCUGACCCCGAGCGUGGCAGCGCCAAUAUCUCCGAGGAGGACACUGAUGAGGACCACGACGUCCCCACCGCCGGCCGCUACUUCGCCGCACUCGAAGGCGCCGAGCUCGACACCCUUCGUUCGACGGAGGUGGCGGUGCUGCCCAAGGACGAGCUGUGGCCUUUCUUGCUUCGGUUCCCCAUCAGCGCCUUCGGGAUGUGCCUCGGCGUCAGUAGCCAAGCGAUGCUAUGGAAGACGCUCGAGUCAGAGCCCUCCAUGGCGUUCCUCCGCGUGCGCCCCGCCGCCAACCAUGUCCUCUGGUGGGUCUCCGUUGCCCUCACCGCCGUUAUCUCCAUCGUCUACCUCCUCAAGGUCGUCUUCUACUUCGAGGCCGUCCGCCGCGAGUUCCAUCAUCCGGUCCGCGUCAACUUCUUCUUCGCUCCCUGGGUCGCCUGCCUCUUCCUCGUCAAGGGAGUGCCCCUCCCAGAGUGGGAGAUCCACCAUGUCUUCUGGUACCUUCUCAUGGCGCCCAUCUUAUGCCUCGACCUCAAGAUCUACGGCCAGUGGAUGUCCAGCGGCGAGCGGCGCCUCUCGAAGGUGGCCAACCCAUCCAACCACCUCGCUGUUGUUGGCAACUUUGUUGGUGCGCUACUCGGUGCCAGGAUGGGCCUCCGGGAGCUGCCCAUCUUCUUCUUUGCUGCUGGGUUGGCCCACUAUGCGGUGCUCUUCGUCACCCUCUACCAACGGCUCCCCACUAACAUGCAGCUCCCCAAGGAGCUCCACCCGGUCUUCUUUCUCUUCGUUGCCGCACCUAGUGUCGCAUCCAUGGCAUGGGCGAGGAUCUCCGGCGAGUUCAACAACAGCGCCAAGCUCCUAUACUUCAUCUCGCUCUUCCUCUAUGUAUCGUUGGUGGUGCGUGUCAACCUAUUCCGGGGGUUAAGGUUCUCGUUGGCUUGGUGGGCCUACACGUUCCCGAUGACGAGUGUUGCCCUAGCGACGGUGUUGUAUGCGUCAGAGGUGAACAACAUGCUAACACAAAUGCUUGCGGUCGGGCUAUCAGGAAUUGCCGUUGUCACCGUCAUCGGCGUGUUGGCGACCACCGUGUACCACGCCUUUGUGCGUGGGGACCUGUUCCCCAACGACGUUUCCAUCGCCAUCACGCAAAAGAGGCCCAAAUUUAGCAACAUACUUGCACACCUCCGCUCGCCCACUCCGGCGUCAAGUAGCUCAUCCUCUUCAUCCUAAUUUCAUUUCCAAGCAUGACACCUACUUUGAUGAGUCUAUCUCCAACUCUAGGACAACGUGCAGCGUCGGUGAGACUCCGGUGGUGCAUGGGCAUGGAAGAGCAGAAUGUUAUAUGGUCGGUGACCUGCAGGAUGCAUGUUGUGAAUGCACACAAGAGUUGAUAUUGAUUAGUACUCCCACUGUAAACUAAUAUAAAAGCGUUUAGAUCACUAUCUAAACGCUCUUGUAUUAGCUUACGGAGGGAGUGCCAACUUAUUUGUACAAAGUUCCUUCUCUUUGUUUUCUUUUGUUCUUUUUCCAUCAUUUGCCAACUGACUACACGUAGUGGCAGAUGGCAGUGAUAUCCUUGAGCAAUUUGCAUUGCCAUGGACCAUGGUACGAUAUAUAAUUUCUAGAAUUAACAUUUGUGUUUGCAAAUUGAGUGGGUUCUUGAGAAGUUUAAAUUAGUACAAUAUCGAAUUUUCAAGUAUUGGUCGCCUUUCUAAGACUCUAUUCUCAUCUCCAAUAAUUCCAUCGGAGGUGCUAAAAAUCAGUCGACUGAGACUUCGACUUCGCGAAGUCUCAGUCGACAGUCUGGCCGUUUGAUGUUUGUCGCUUCAAGAUUGACGUAAUAUAAUGUCUUUCUAUCAAUUCGGCCUGUUAAGAUGCGACCAGCCCACUUUCUUUUCUUUUUUUGCCACGAAAGGCUACACGCGGCUGGCCAGCGGCUGGAUGGCCUUUUCCAUUGUUUUGCUUUUGUCUACAACAAGCAGGAAACUUGCUAGCGCAGCCCACUCUCGUGUAUACCUGUAUUUUCUU